GCUUUCUUCACCAAAAGUUUCCAUCCGUUUCUCGCUCGUUUUCUCCUCCCGUUCCUGUUGGAGAUCGAAAAGCACGAGCGAGAAGGAGAGUUAUUGACAUAGCUUUGAGAAUUGGGAGAUCGAAGAGGGAUUGACGUUGGAUCUCUUCUUCCUGCUCUGGAGGAGAUGAGCGGGAUCUGGGAGAGAACAACUAGGGCUUCCAGGACGUUGCGGGGCCGGGAUUCAUUUGGAUCCAGAGAUCUUGCCGGUAAUGGCGAUCGCUCGUCACGCACCAUCCGGCUUGGACGCGUCCAGCCACAGGCUCCCAGCCAUCGCACAAUCUAUUGCAACGAUCGUGAGGCUAACCUGCCCGUUAGAUACAAGGGAAAUUCAAUUUCGACAACAAAAUAUAAUGUGCUGACCUUUUUGCCUAAGGGUUUGUUUGAGCAGUUCAGGCGGGUGGCUAAUUUAUAUUUUCUUAUGAUCUCAAUUUUGUCUACUACGCCAAUCAGUCCUGUGCACCCCAUAACAAAUGUGGUUCCUCUCAGUCUUGUGCUUCUAGUCUCUCUUAUAAAGGAGGCUUUUGAGGAUUGGAAGCGCUUUCAGAAUGAUAAAUCAAUAAAUAAUGCCCCUGUUGAUGUACUGCAAAAUAAAAAAUGGGAAACCAUCCCCUGGAAAAAGUUGCAGGUUGGCGACCUUGUGAGGAUUAAGCAGGAUGGGUUUUUCCCUGCAGAUGUGCUUUUCCUAGCUAGCUCGAACCCUGAUGGUGUCUGUUACAUCGAGACUGCAAAUCUUGAUGGAGAGACUAACUUGAAAAUCAGGAAAGCAUUAGAGAGGACAUGGGAUUAUUUGCUUCCUGAGAAAGCUGCAGAAUUUAAAGGGGAAAUCCAGUGUGAACAACCCAACAACUCGCUGUAUACUUUUACGGGAAAUCUUAUUAUUGAAAACCAAACAUUACCACUUUCCCCAAAUCAAAUUUUACUGAGAGGAUGCAGUCUACGGAACACAGAAUACAUUGUUGGGACUGUACUCUUUACAGGCCAUGAAACAAAAGUUAUGAUGAAUUCAAUGAAUGUUCCUUCUAAAAGAAGCACCUUGGAAAGGAAACUAGACAAACUUAUACUUGCUCUUUUUGGCUGCCUCUUCUUUAUGUGCCUUAUUGGAGCCAUUGGAAGCGGAGUGUUCAUCAAUCGCAAGUAUUAUUACCUUGCGCUUAGUGGAAAUGUUGAGAAUCAAUUUAACCCCAGUAACAGAUUUGUGGUCACCAUUCUGACAAUGUUUACACUAAUUACUCUCUAUUCGACCAUCAUCCCUAUUUCACUUUAUGUAUCCAUUGAGAUGAUUAAAUUUAUCCAGUGCACUCAGUUUAUCAACAAAGAUUUGGACAUGUAUCAUAUUGAGAGCAACACCCCUGCAUUGGCCCGGACAUCCAAUUUGAAUGAGGAGCUUGGACAGGUGGAAUAUAUAUUUUCUGACAAAACUGGAACAUUAACGAGAAAUAUGAUGGAGUUCUUUAAGUGUUCAAUUGGUGGAGAGAUUUAUGGUACUGGUAUUACUGAAAUAGAACGGGGAAGUCUAGAACGGAAGGGAUUGAAAGUUAAUGAGGCAAACAAAUCAACUACUGCAAUUCAUGAAAAAGGUUUCAACUUUGACGAUGCAAGGCUUAUGCGUGGUGCUUGGAGAAAUGAGGCUAAUCCUGAGAUCUGCAAGGAAUUCUUCAGAUGCCUUGCAAUAUGCCAUACAGUUCUUCCUGAAGGUGAGGAAUCCCCAGAAAAGAUUGUGUAUCAAGCUGCAUCACCAGAUGAGGCUGCUCUUGUUACUGCUGCAAAAAACUUUGGAUUUUUUUUCUACAGGCGAACACCGACCUCAAUUGUAGUUCGUGAGUCACAUGUUGAAAAGAUGGGCAAAAUUCAAGAUGUUGUAUAUGAGAUUUUAAAUGUUCUGGAAUUUAAUAGUACAAGGAAGCGUCAAUCUGUUGUGUGCCGCUAUCCAAAUGGGAAGCUAGUUCUGUAUUGUAAGGGUGCCGAUUCUGUUAUAUAUGAAAGGUUGGCUGAUGGGAAUGAGGACAUAAAAAGAAUAAUGAGGGAACAUCUCGAACAGUUUGGAUCUGCUGGUCUACGUACACUUUGCCUUGCAUAUCGAGAAUUAAGUAGUGAAUUAUAUGAGAAAUGGAAUGAGAAAUUUAUUCAAGCCAAGUCCUCCUUAAGAGAACGUGAGAAGAAGCUCGAUGAGGUAGCAGAACUAAUUGAAAAAGAACUCACACUCAUUGGAAGCACUGCUAUUGAAGAUAAGCUUCAAGUUGGAGUGCCAUCUUGCAUAGAAACUUUGUCUAAAGCUGGAAUAAAGAUUUGGAUCUUGACAGGAGAUAAAAUGGAAACUGCAAUCAAUAUAGCCUAUGCAUGCAGCUUGAUUGACAAUGAAAUGAAGCAAUUUAUCAUAAGCUCAGAAACUGAUGCUGUCAGAGAGGUUGAGGAUAAGGGUGAUCCUGUGGUGAUUUCACGCUUUAUUAGAGACUUGGUUAAGACAGAAUUAGAGAGAUGCCUUGAGGAGGCACAGCAUGACUUGCAUACUUUAACUGGGCCUAAGUUGGCUCUUGUAAUUGAUGGAAAAUGUUUGAUGUAUGCUUUGGAUCCAAAUUUACGUGUGAAGCUGCUUAAGCUGAGUUUGAGCUGCACUGCUGUUGUUUGCUGUCGUGUUUCGCCUUUGCAGAAAGCACAGGUUACCAGUCUCGUCAAGAAAGGUGCUCGAAAAAUCACUCUCAGCAUCGGUGAUGGUGCCAACGAUGUAAGCAUGAUUCAGGCUGCCCAUGUUGGUGUUGGUAUAAGUGGACUUGAAGGAAUGCAGGCUGUAAUGGCUAGUGAUUUUGCAAUAGCUCAAUUUCGUUUUCUCACUGAUUUACUCCUUGUCCAUGGAAGAUGGUCAUAUGUCAGAUUGUGCAAGGUUAUCACUUACUUCUUCUAUAAAAAUCUUACUUUUACAUUGACCCAGUUCUGGUUCACCUUUCAAACUGGUUUCUCUGGGCAGAGAUUCUAUGAUGAUUGGUUCCAGUCAUUAUAUAAUGUCAUUUUCACAGCAUUACCUGUUAUCAUUGUUGGAUUAUUUGACAAGGACGUCAGUGCUUCUUUGUCAAAGAAGCACCCAGAGCUUUAUAAGGAAGGAAUUCAAAAUACGUUUUUCAAGUGGAGAGUAGUGGCAGUUUGGGCAUUCUUUUCUUUUUAUCAGUCAUUAGUGUUCUAUUAUUUCACAGUUACUGCUAGUCAAAAUGGUCAUAAUUCAUCAGGGAAGACAUUCGGGCUCUGGGAUGUCAGUACUAUGGCCUUUACUUGUGUUGUGGUAACUGUCAACUUGCGUCUUCUCAUGGCUUGUAAUUCUAUUACGAGGUGGCAUUCCAUAAGCAUUUCAGGAAGUAUUUUAGCCUGGUUUCUGUUUAUCUUCUUAUACUCUGCAAUAAUGACACCAUAUGAUAGACAAGAAAAUGUAUACUUUGUUAUUUACGUCCUGAUGAGUACAUUCUAUUUCUAUCUCACACUUUUGCAUGUUCCGGUUGUUGCUCUUCUUGGCGACUUCAUAUAUCUGGGGCUUCAGAGAUGGUUUGCCCCCUAUGAUUACCAAAUCAUUCAAGAAGUGUACAGAAAUAAUCCUGAAGAGAACACUAGGACAGAGCAUUUGGAGAUUGGUAAUCAUCUUACUCCAGAUGAGGCAAGGAGCUAUGCCAUUACUCAGCUUCCCCGGGAAACAUCCAAGCAUACCGGUUUUGCAUUUGACUCACCAGGCUACGAAUCGUUUUUUGCAUCACAGCAGGGAGUUUUUGCACCGCAAAAGCCGUGGGAUGUGGCCCGUAGGGCAAGUAUGAGACAACCAACACACCUACAAUAGAUUCUAAUUUUUUUUGGGUUAUGUAUAAUUUUUCCGAUUGACCUCAUGAGCAAAGCUUGUAUAAUCAAUUAAAUGUGUCAUAAUCUUAGUUUCUUUUUAUUGGUUUUGCAUUUGUCCUGUCUUUUGUUGCUAGGCAAAGUGAUGAUUCUUUAUAGAUGCCUUACUGUAGGUUGAAUUGGAAAAUGUAAUCACAGCCAUUUUGUAACCUUUUUUUUUAGCAAUCCUUUUUGUUCAGUUUCCUUUUGUUGUA
Molecule: messenger RNA, 4105 nt
Organism: Dioscorea cayenensis subsp. rotundata (Guinea yam)
Lineage: Eukaryota; Viridiplantae; Streptophyta; Magnoliopsida; Dioscoreales; Dioscoreaceae
Product: phospholipid-transporting ATPase 3
Exons: 27
Coding region: 166-3855 (1229 amino acids)
Biological process (GO): phospholipid translocation
Cellular component (GO): plasma membrane
Molecular function (GO): ATP binding; ATPase-coupled intramembrane lipid carrier activity; ATP hydrolysis activity
Source: RefSeq, a predicted model, not a curated record